UUUAAAAAGCGCCAGGUGAGCCGCAGUGACGUCAUAUUCCUGCGACAGACGCUAGAGGAGGUCAAUGAAUGAAAGCAUGGAGCGCUUUUACACUCUUCUGCUGCUAGCAGGUUUAUUGUGUGCAACACCAGCAGCGGGUGUGGAGUCGGAGCAGAAGCAGGAGCGGCCGUGUCUCAGCUCUGAGUUCAGCUGCUCUAAUGGACAGUGUGUGGAUCACUCGUGGAGGUGUGAUCACUCUGAGGACUGCGAGGACGGCAGUGACGAGGAGAACUGCGAGGAGAACGAGUGUGAGGUGAAUAAUGGCGGCUGUUCUCAUCACUGUGUGGAUCAGCCUCUGGGGUUCGUGUGUGACUGUCCGUCUGGCAUGAGACUGGUGCAGGACACACACUGUGAAGAGGUGGAGCCGUGUCUGGAUGCGGAUGUGUGUGAUCAGGUGUGUGUUCAUUCCAAUGGCUCUUUUACCUGCGCGUGUGGCCAUGGUUACGUGAUGAGCUCAGAGAGUGGGCGGUGCUUGGCUGCAGGCGAUGCAGCAGCAGUGAUCUUCAGCAGCAGUGAGGGAAUCAUGUGGAUGAAGCCUGAUGGGUCUGAGCAGAAAAAGAUCAUCAACAGCACAGGAACAUCAGGAGCUUUAACUUCUCUCACUGCUGAUAACACACUGUACUGGGCCAACACUGAACACACACACGUCUACAGGCUGGUUCUGGAUGCAGGAGAUGAGGAACCCUCAGUGAUGUUCUCAGGAGCCAGUGGGAUUGUGGGAUUGGCUGUGGACUGGAUUAACGAGGUUCUGUACUGGACCAGUACCGGUACCGGAGCGGUCCACGCCGCGGCACUGAACGGAACCCGACCCACCCCCCUCAUCUCGGGUCUGUCCUCCCCCACCGCCGUCGCCGUGCAGCCCUUAGCGGGCUUCCUGUUCUGGGCCGACGCUGGAGUUUCUCCCAGAAUCGAGCGCUCGGGUCUGAAAGGACAGAACAGGAAAACCCUCGUCACCUCCGCCAUACGGCACCCCGUCUCCAUCGCUCUGGACGUUCCCCGCGGGCUGCUGUACUGGGCCGACUCGCGCCUGAACACCGUGUCGAGGGUGACGUACGACGGGCUGCACAGAAAGACGGUGGUGGAAUCGAACGGUUAUCUGGACCAGCUGUUUGGACUGGCUGUGUUUGAGAGUGGUGUGUACUGGAGUGACAGGCAUACGGGAGCGAUCUGCCAUGCAGAUAAACACAAUGGAAACCUGCUCAAAAUCACCAGAAUCUCUGGAGCGAGUUCUCUGGGCGGAUUACUCGUCUACCACCGGGUCCUGCAGCCUACAGUUUCAGAAACGACGUCGUCUCCGGCUAAGCCUCCCACCAUGAACUCAGACUCCGCCUUCUUCUUCUCCUGGAUCCUCUCUCUGAUUGUUUUGGCCUGCGUUCUUUUCGCCGCUCUGUUCCGCUACUGGAAGAUGGGAAAGUUCUCGUCGUCUCUCUCUCGAUUCCCUGGAGAACCCAUGAUGAAGGAGUCACAGGAUCCACUCGUACCAUCAUCAGGAGACCCCGAGGCACACGCGGAUAAAGUACGACACUUAAAACAUUACACACGUGCUGGACAUGUUCCCUGUACCUGUGUGAACCAGGAAAUGACUUGAACAGACAGAAGAAAAGAGACACCAAGAAUGCUGUGUGUGUGUGUGUGUGUGUGUGGGUGUGGGUGAGGUGAGUGAGGUGUGUGUGGGUGAGGUGUGCGUGAGAGAGAGAGAGAGAGAGAGAGAGAGAGGGAGAAAGACAACAUUAUGCCCCUCUUAUUCCAAUUGUGAAGUGAAAUGAUCUGAAUUGUUCAAUUUAUUUAUUUCUGGCUUUAUUAUAGUCGUGAUCUGUAAACAAAUCUUCUUCAGUGAGUCAGAUGUAGAGAUUCCGGUUUCUUUUUCUUUUUCUUUUUCACUCUUGGAUCUGUGGGGCAGAUGUGGCACGAAAUGACUCCUUAAAUGUUCCAGUUUAAUUUGUUCUCCAUUUGUGAGAUAUUAGCACUUCUGUUUAUCGGUCCUUAUGCAUCUGAAUCUCGAUCAGCUCUGUAAACGACUCUUCUUCAAAUGAAUUAGUUUUUAUCUUUAUUUUUUGGCCAUAUUUAAAUCUGAAUAUUUUAAGAAUGAAGACUGGAAUAUGGAGGACAUUUGGAAGAAGAUGUGUGGUUUAUAAAUUGUUUGAUGCACACUUUUUUUGUUUCUCAGGUUUCUCAAGUGACUGCAUUCCAUAACAAAUUCUUAUGAAUCUUCUGCAGUUGAUUCUUUGCAGAAUCUGAAUCUGAAUCAAAGUAAAAGUGUGAUAAAAUAAUCCAGACUGUUUAAUUUAACCUCCGUUAACCCAGCUCAUGGCUGCUGGCUCUUAUGUUAAUGAUUCGUCUGUAUUCUGUUCUUUUUACUGUUUGCGACUCUGAAUUUGAUUUUAUAAAUUAUUAACGGAAUUGGAAACGGAUGAUCCCAAAAUGAUCUGAACAUCCUGAUUUAUUGCAGUCAUCAUCUCUACAAUCGACCGUUGUGCGAUUCUUGGAAGCUGAGUGAAUGUAAAUGUGUAAAUGAAUUGUUUUCAAAUGACUCUGAAACACUUUUGGGUUUUUCUUUGUUCAAGUUACAUAUGGGAUGAAAUGACCUCGAUGAAUCAAAAUGAUUCAUUUUACAGCUACGACUCUUCUGUAAACGAUUCUUCCGAGUUUGUUUGUAUAUGAAUCUGUAUUGUGUGUAUCUAACUUUUUAUUUUUGUCGACCCUUGACACUUUAUUUUGGAGUGUGUCGUGUAAAUAUGAAUCAGAUUUAUUGAUUUGUGCCUUUUUACUGAAUACACACCUCUUUAACUACUGAUUCAUCAGGAUUUAUUCGACUCUGAGUCAGUGAUUCUUUAUGAAUCACCAUAAUGGUGGUGUUAUGUUACUGGUACAGGAGUUGUGUAAUUUGAUGCUGUGGGUGAGGAAACGAGGCAAAGAGCCAGACAGUCAGUUACUGUGCUCUUUUAUUUAUAAUGUCACUGAGACAGUAAGAUUAGGUUUUCUUUAUUUGAAAUGUUUGUGGUUUGUGAUGUUGACUUAAAGGGCAGGAGUUUGUGUCGCUGAUUACUCAUUAAGCCACGCUUGAAGAUUUUAUUAUAUCGCUUUCUUUCUUUUCAGUGUGUGCACAAGCUUUAUUUAGUGACUAUGAGGAUUAUUAUUUUUUUUUUUUGAAAAUGCUGUAGUUUUAUUUAUUAGUUGAGAUUAAUAUUUAUUUUUUUGGUUCCUGCAGCUGUAUUUUCUGAAAUAAAAAGAAAAUCAUGUGGCUUUAUUAAAAGCCACAAAAGUGGAAUAAA
Pangasianodon hypophthalmus (striped catfish) is the source of this 3311-nucleotide messenger RNA. Its product is annotated as low-density lipoprotein receptor-related protein 8. The record is from RefSeq and is a predicted model, not a curated record. The transcript has 12 exons. Gene Ontology annotation, molecular function: calcium ion binding; protein binding. Bases 65 to 1627 code for a protein of 520 amino acids. NCBI's taxonomy places the organism in Eukaryota, Metazoa, Chordata, Actinopteri, Siluriformes, Pangasiidae.